GCAUGCGCAUACGGUCUUAAACAACAGACUUUGUCCUUCGUGCUCGAUUCAACUCCAUUGUAAGCAUGAACUUUACAUUAUCCAACAAUCUCAUUUAUUUUUCGGAAUCCUCUUUGCAGCAACAUGUUUGGCAGAGGGUUUGCAGCUGGAGCUGUGGCAUCUGUCACUGUUUAUGCCCUUUAUUCCUCGUUAGUUCAACCGGCGCGGGAAGAAGUUGAUACGGACAUUCGUUUGAUUAGGUCGCCUCGAGAUCUGGCAGGAGAAGAGGAUCCCAAGGGAUCUGAUAUCUUAAAGUACGGUACACCAGACAGCGGAACCCAAACCAGAACAUAUACAAACCAUGCCUUAAGCUAUGACCAAGGUAGACGGACACCAUCAUGGGUAGCGGAACACAUCACCAAGCAAGACUUGCAAGGUACAGCAAGCAGGAAGAGUGCUAACUUUAAGAUGGACCCAAACCUUAACCCAACAUAUUCCUCCAUGAACAGUGAUUACAAGAGAAGUGGCUGGUCAAGAGGUCACAUGGCUCCAGCAGCUGAUAACAAGUUUAGUCAGGAAGCCAUGGAUGAGACAUUCUACCUGACAAACAUCGUCCCUCAGGAUAUAGAUAACAACGGUCACUUCUGGAAUCUGAUGGAGAUCUACUGCCGUAAUCUAACAGCUAAAUUCAGUGAUGUGCGGGUGAUCAGCGGCCCUCUGAUGAUGCCCAAUGUGGAUGAAGGAGAAAAGCAGUACGUCAAAUAUGAGGUCAUUGGGCAAAACUUGGUUGCCGUGCCAACGCAUCUGUUCAAGGUGAUUGCUGUGGAGCCAUCGAGUGGGAGUCCUCCAGACACUGUAGGUGUGGGUGUGUUUGUGGUUCCUAAUGCUCCAAUAGACUCCACUAAACAUACCCUCAAGGAGUACCAGGUCAGUCUGGAUGCCCUGGAGAAAUCCGCCGGGACUUCUUUUCUUCCGAACCUGACACGGAGCUCCAUGGUGGAUCUCUGCUCUUUGGAUCCAUGUCAGAUGAAGAACAAACAGGAGCUGGAUCUCAUCUUCAUCACUAAGAGAAUGAAUGAGGCAACCACUCUUAACAGGUUGGAUAAGUCCUGGAAAGAACUUGAGACGAGUACGAUCGUACCCAGCGAUAACUUGAAGAAUCUGUAUGCGCAGAAGAAGCGGAUUCUAACGGAGAAGGAAUCACAAGACCAAAGAUUAAAAGCAAAUGGGACCGCAUGAUGAUCUGGUAUCAUUAUGCUGUCUGGUCCUGCAAACACUUGCUAAUGAAAGAUAGACCAAGGCUGAGGGCUCUAUGCCCAUUGAAAUGGUAACAGAACCACUAGAUUAGAUAUUAUUAACAUCUUCUUCUUAAUAGAGCACUUUUAGUAAUAUUCAAAAAUGUAUUUUGUAUUAAUAUCAGAACCUCAUUGUACGUGUUCAUACAAGUACAGGGUGUAAGGUGAGAAAAGUGUUGUUGGUUGUUGUUUUUUAUUUUUUAGUGUUUGGCAUGCAAGAGCAAAGAUAAAUGGAAAUGUAAAAAAGAGAAUGUGUGAAAUGUGAUACAAAUCUCAUGUUUUUGUGUGUGUGAAGGAAUGUAAUAACUUGAUUUAUAACAUCGCUGAACACAGUCGGCAAGUCAUGUAUGGUUUGACAUUGUGAAUAGACCUCAUUAAUGAACCCCCCCCCCCCCCCUUUGCAAUACUAUCAAAACUAUUGUCAUUAUUGAAGCUAUCAACCAGAUUAAUAGCAAACUUCAUGGAUCAAUGACUUGUGGGAGCAGUCCAAUGCCAAGUACAUAUCAAUCACAAUUCUUCUUUAGUCACCUAGCCAGGUCUAUUCUCAUACGAUACUGAUAUUGCAAUAGGGAAAGAUUUUAGUUUCUUUUGUGAUAAUUAAAGGUAGUGAUCAUUGGCUUGUUGCAGUGAGUACUGUAAUACGUACCUGUAUUCUGCAACACAUGUUUCUGAAUAAAUGCAUUAAAGCAGGAAAUGAAAUUAAGGUUUGUAUUCUACUAAUUCAGUUAAAGCUAACGGUUGGUCUAAAAUAAUGUUUGACAAAGUGAAAACUAUAUUAGACAUUACACUAACUUCAUUUGUUAGACCAUUAAACCAGAUUUCGGCAAAAGCCAAAACGCAGGAUCAGGUUUAAAUCUUUGUAGAGUGUGGGCCAAAGAUGGGCAGAGAUUGUAGGGUAGGAUGACAUUAUCCCCUUGUGUAAUGCGCCAGGUGACGGCAAGAAGGCAGCUACUGAUGACUGACAUUGACAGUACAUAGCUCUUACGACCUUCUUGCAAACAGCCGACGGAUAUCAGUGUUUAUUCUUAUGUUUGGAA
Strongylocentrotus purpuratus (purple sea urchin) is the source of this 2311-nucleotide messenger RNA. RefSeq names its product nuclease EXOG, mitochondrial. Gene Ontology annotation, cellular component: mitochondrial inner membrane; nucleus. Bases 124 to 1218 code for a protein of 364 amino acids. The transcript is spliced from 5 exons. Gene Ontology annotation, molecular function: metal ion binding; single-stranded DNA endonuclease activity; RNA endonuclease activity. Gene Ontology annotation, biological process: apoptotic DNA fragmentation. The record is from RefSeq and is a predicted model, not a curated record. Lineage: Eukaryota; Metazoa; Echinodermata; Echinoidea; Camarodonta; Strongylocentrotidae.